AUGCUGUCCAGUGCACACCUACAGGAUGUUCCCCCACACCUCUCCAGGACCCUUACACAGAAUGAAGAACAGACCUCCUUGAGGCAGAGUCGCAGCUGUGAUCCGUCUGCUGCCUCUGCCUCUGCCUCUGAGUCAUUGUCAGGUUCCAUCAGGUCAAGAAUUCCUCACAGUAAAAUGCUCCAAAGAAAGUUUCUCAGAAUCGUCUCCCCUGAGUCUCCUGCUAAGCUAACCUGUUACUAUCGAGUAGUGAUCAUUAUCCUCACUGUAGCUGUAGUUGCUCUUUCUGUUGCUUUGUCAGUAAAAAAGACAGCACAGAUCUCAACCAUAAAUACCAGUGCCACUUGCCCGGGAAACUGGAUUGGAGUUGGAAAUAAAUGUUUUUAUUUUAACGAAACACCAAGUAAUUGGAAAUUGAGCCAGACCCUCUGUAUGGAACAAGAGGCCGAAUUAGCACGAUUUGACAACCAGGAGGAGUUGAAUUUCCUAAGGAGACACAAAGGGAGUUUUGAUUACUGGAUUGGCCUGCACAGAGAGUCAUCAGCGCACCCUUGGAAGUGGACAGACAACACUGAGUAUAACAACUUAGUUUCUAUUGGAGGAGUUGAAAACCAUGGUUUCCUGAGUGACAAUGGGAUCAGCAGUAGCAGGGAGUACAUAAAACGGAAUUGGAUUUGUAGCAAGCCCAACAGCUACACCUCACAGUGCCAGUAG
This is a messenger RNA of Rattus rattus (black rat), 711 nucleotides long. Its product is annotated as C-type lectin domain family 2 member D2-like. Lineage: Eukaryota; Metazoa; Chordata; Mammalia; Rodentia; Muridae. Gene Ontology annotation, cellular component: external side of plasma membrane. The record is from RefSeq and is a predicted model, not a curated record. The coding region runs from base 1 to 711 and encodes 236 amino acids. The transcript has 5 exons.